AUGUUUCCAGUUGGUAGAAUUCAUAGAAUGCUAAGAGAAAAAGUACCAACUAGAAGGGUAUCAGUAAUUUCAGCAGUUUAUUUAGCAGCAAUUUUAGAAUAUUUGGCAUCCGAGGUUUUGGAAUUAACAGUUAGUGCAUUAUCAAAAGAUUCAAAUGUUAGAAGAAUUUCACCAAGACAUAUAUUUUUAGCAAUUAAAACAGAUGAAGAGCUCGAUGAUUUAAUUAAAGUCUCAACCACAAUUGCUGGUGGUGGUGUUCUUCCUUAUAUUCACGAUGCUUUAAAGAAGAUCCCAGAAAAACAACCAGUUUCAAAACUCCCAAUCAAACAAGUUUAA
This is a messenger RNA of Dictyostelium purpureum, 336 nucleotides long. RefSeq lists its product as uncharacterized. The record is from RefSeq and is a predicted model, not a curated record. The coding region runs from base 1 to 336 and encodes 111 amino acids. Gene Ontology annotation, cellular component: nucleosome. NCBI's taxonomy places the organism in Eukaryota, Evosea, Eumycetozoa, Dictyosteliales, Dictyosteliaceae. The transcript has 2 exons. Gene Ontology annotation, molecular function: structural constituent of chromatin; protein heterodimerization activity; DNA binding.